AUGUCUGGUAUCAUUGCAGUCUAUGCCCUGGUCAUCGCCGUCCUCAUCGCUGGGGACAUGGGUCCACCGCCUCAACAGAACUACAGCUUGUUCACCGGCUUCAUGCACCUCGCCAGCGGCUUGAGCGUUGGACUGGCAGGUUUGGCUGCUGGUUACGCCAUUGGCAUUGUGGGUGAUAUGGGUGUGCGGUCUUACAUGCAACAGUCGAGAAUCUUUGUUGGCAUGGUUCUCAUUCUGAUCUUUGGCGAGGUAUUGGGGCUCUAUGGCCUCAUUGUGGGCUUGAUUCUGCACUCUAAGAGUUGA
Messenger RNA from Capronia coronata CBS 617.96, 303 nucleotides. Its product is annotated as V-type H+-transporting ATPase 16kDa proteolipid subunit. Gene Ontology annotation, molecular function: proton-transporting ATPase activity, rotational mechanism. Lineage: Eukaryota; Fungi; Ascomycota; Eurotiomycetes; Chaetothyriales; Herpotrichiellaceae. Bases 1 to 303 code for a protein of 100 amino acids. Gene Ontology annotation, biological process: proton transmembrane transport. The transcript has a single exon. Gene Ontology annotation, cellular component: proton-transporting V-type ATPase, V0 domain. The record is from RefSeq and is a predicted model, not a curated record.